UGGUCAUAUUUCUUGCUCCUGGUUCUCUCUAGUGCUUGCGCAAGUCGUCUUUCCCCUCUUUUCCGGUCACUAAAUGACUGCUCAAGUGCCGACUUCUCACAACACUCACGAUGGCAUCAGAUCUCACAAGUCAGCUCGAACAUGCGGCAACAUUGAUUGCAUCCCAGGAGCAAGAUGAAGAACUUGUCCCAGAUGGCCAAUUCUGCCGUAAUAAAGAUUUUCUCAAAGACGUGGAUCCGGAAACCUGCAAGUAUAUCUAUGCUGUAAUGCUUUCGGACCGCUCUGAGAGGGCGAGGCGGUUCUCCAUGGCAAGUGAAGAAGUGUUGAUGACCAGAGGCAUCGGGACCAAUACCUCCGGUCUGAAGGAUGCGGCUACUCUAGGCGCCCUGGCUGUAUUCAAUGUUCUCAAAAGUGAUCCAAUGAGAGGAGUCGUCGUCAGCAUGUUUGGAAGAGUUCUACGGAGGCAAUGGGAGGUUGCAACUCCUGAUACCGAAUCAGAGGCUCUCGAUCGAGCCGUGGAGUAUCUCAGAAAGGCUGUUGAAUUUGGUCCUCGAGAUCAGUCAAACCGAGCAUUGCAUCUGGAUGAUCUUGGGGAUAUUCUGACACAAAGGUACAAGGCCAGUCACCAGGAAGCGGACUUUCAGGAUGCGUCUGUUGCAUUUCAUGAUGCGUUGGCAACAGACUUUCCAGGGAAACCGAUUUUCUAUCUUGGCCUGGCAAAGCUGCAACAGGAAAGGGCCUUAUUUGAGAAGGAAGAUCAGGAAAGCUUAUUUCGCGACAGUAUGGCCACACUCCAGCUUGCCGAGGAUUCCGUCCCAAGCCAAUUCGACUCGACGCCAUUUCGAUACACCGUUGCAGAUAUCCAUCGUGCUCGCGCCGCAUGUUUCGUUCACUUAUACGAUCUGAAUCAAGAAAUCGAGAACCUCAGAAAGGCAAAAGCGUCUCUUAACAGGGGUCUUGCAGUUUCCGAUGAGAAGCGUUCAAAAGAUCGAUUCAAUUGUCUCAUCAACCUCGCGUCGCUACAGCAAAAGCUCAACGAAGAGCAGAAUGUCAGAGAUCCCUCCGCAGAAAUUGGCUAUCUGAGGCAGGCCCUUCGUGUUCACCCGAACUCGACAGAGGCGUUGGAAGAAUUAGCGAACGCACUUGGUGAGAGAGCUGAACAGAACAAUCACCGGGAAACACAGGAGGAAGCAGACAGGCUUGUGGAGCGAAUGAAUGAGAUCCAGAUCAAUGAACCAUCUUCAAAACCACCAGCUCGCCUUAUUAGAGAGGCGGGUGCUCAUGAAGAGCAAUUCAGCAAAACUGGAUCCUUACAUGAGAUUGACCAAGCCAUCAAAUGCUUACAGGAAGCCCUCGACCACCCAGAUUUACAAGGCCAUCAACAGAUCAACUGUUAUCAACAACUCGCCAUAGCACUUCUCCUCAGAUUCGAAGCGAGAGGGGACAAAGACGAUCUGCGUAACGCUUGCCAAGCAAAUCUCGAUGCACUUCCUUUCCUUAACGACCUCGAAGGCCCGAUGAAAGCUCGUUGCUUGAGGGCUUCUGGGAGGACUGCUUUUGUGUCAGCUCAGAUUCCGGGACAAGAGCGGUUCAUCGACGGUGCUUUAACGGCAUUCCUUGCAGCGAAGGACCUAGCGUCACGGACAGACCCUCUUUACCAUACUGUCGCGAACGACAUUGGAAACGCAUACAUCGUCAAAUGCCAAUGCACUGGCGAUGCCAAACUUCUGUCUCAGGCCACUGAAGCAUAUCAAGACGGCCUUGAUGCCUGGAAGGAGCAAGGAUCUUCUGAUAGCGCUAUGAGCAUCAUGUUGACGCAUGGCAUUGGAAACACGGCCAUGUAUCAGUUCAAGUUCUCGGGAAGACUGGAAGAUAUCAACACAGCCAUCAAAUCCUUCGAGAAAUGCCUUGACUCAACCGGGCCUACCGAAGUUCGAGCUGGUUCUCGCACUCGAAGUCUGAGCCACGCUCUUCAGUUGAGAUACAAUGACACGGAAGACGUCAGGGACGUUGUAAGAGCUGGUCAAAUUGUUGAAGACGUUCUAGGCAGAAACCUCAGUCUUCCCCCAGUCGAGAUCUCAGCAUUGCACAAUAUGCUGGGAACAGCAUAUCUUCGCCAAUAUCAUCGAGACGAAGAUCUGGGUUUUCUAGCGCAAGCUGAGAAAAACUUCAACAAAGCUCUGUCUUGUGGUUGCACAGACAAAUUUUACUUGUUUUCAGCACGGAUUAAUUUGACGCGCACACUACAGUAUAGAGCCAAGAAGACACACAACCUGCGAGACCUUCGCGAUGCUCUUGUCAACUUCCAAGAGUGUAUUUCAAUGGGCGGUAUGGACGACAUUAAUCGUGGAGGACUUUUGAUCAACCAAGCAGAAUUAUUCAUCGCGAUCUAUACUGUUAGUCCUGCUCCAUUGAGUACCGUCGCUGCAAAUGCCUACCUGAUCAUGACGGCUCAAUUCUCAUCGGCACCGGGUAUUGCUCGUCAUGUACUAGCCUGGAUGAAGGUCUACGCUUCCAUGUUUGCGCAUGUAGUGGCAAAGGAUUCAAUAGCUGCAAGGAACUAUAUCCGAGAAGCAGCCGAGGAUCUUCCCUUUGCGGUAUAUGCCUGCACUACCCGAGCUGAUCAAUUACGCCAAGCUAAGAAGUUUCAAGCUGUGCCGACACUUGCUCUCUGCUUUUCGAUUGCCGCUGGAGAUUCGUUAGUUGAGGCCCUGCAGCUAUACGAGAGAAGUCGAUGUGUAUUAUGGGAGGAGAUCCUCAACAAGGGCGUUGAUUCUGGUUUGGAUAAGCUCAACGAAGUCUUUCCAGACCUUGCACGUCGGUUCAUUGAAGCGAGGAACUCUGAGAAGGUUAAGGGUCAGCGUGCAGCUCGCUUCGACCUCGACAAGAGGUUUCUGCAGAGUCAGACAGCCUUCAACAAGUCGACCUCGUUUCAGGAACUGAUAGCCGAGAUCCGAACGAAAGAAGGGUUCGAAGAUUUCUUGAGGCUUCCUCGAGAAUACUCGCACUUUCAUGAGCUUGCUGAGACUGGUCCAAUUGUCAUUGUCGAAUCGGAACCUCUGGCUGGGGGCUACGCUCUUAUUAUUACCUCCACGGAGAUCCAGAAAAUCUCGCUUCCGAAGUUCACUGUCGAUGACAUCAGGGAGCACAAACAACUCUUUCGCAGUGCCAUUGAUAUGUCGAAUGAUGGAGAUGCGCAAGGUGGGGACCUUCUCCAUUAUCUACUCACAUGGCUCUGGGAAGUAGUAGCAGAACCCAUCUUGCUCAGCCUCGGGUAUAACGGGUCUCCUAAAGACGGAGAUUUACCCAGAGUCUGGUGGUUGACGACGAGCAGCAUUAAUACUUGGCCUAUUCAUGCAGCAGGAGAUCAUCGUCGUGCAGUUGAGACAGGCGAGCCUUGCACAGUGCUUGAUCGGUGCGUUCCAUCUUACACAAACACCCUUCGAGGCUUGUCAUUUGUGAGGGGGCGGGAGAAAGAGAUCAUGCAACAAAGUGGACAUCAAAAAGCUAUGUUGGUCAAGAUGGAGACAACAGACCACCUUCAGCCACUGCAGCACGCUUCAGCUGAGGUUGAUACCAUCAACACAAUCCUGACCAGCACAGGCUUUCCCACGACAGUCCAUGACCGUCCCGUCCGCAAAGAAGCGCUCCUGGGCCUCUUAGACUCCCACAUCGCCCAUUUCGCCUGCCACGGCAAGGUCGACGACGCAAACCCAGCACGCAGUGGCCUUCUCCUUCGAGAUUGGUGGAAACAAGAUACAAAUGGCGAAAUCACAAGAGGAAACGUCCUCGACGUUCAAAGCAUGAUGUCAGCACCAAAGAAGUUAAACUGUGCUCUCAUAUAUGUAUCUGCAUGUGAGACGGCUAUUACAGGUGAUCCAAUGCUUCCUGAGGAGUCGAUCCAUCUUGCUGCUGGGUUCCAAAUGGCGGGUGUACCUUGUGUAGUGGCUAGUUUAUGGAAAGCAGAGGAUGAGACUUGCGGCCUUGUCUCUAAGGUCUUUUAUGGGGAGUUGUUGGAAGAAGGGAGGGGUAUUACGGGAGAUCGGUCUGCUAGAGCGUUAAGAUUAGCUGUUCUUGAACAGCGUCAAGCUGGAGUUGAUCCGGGAUUUUGGGCGACUUGGGUUCACUACGGUCCUUGAAAGUUAGUUCAAGGAGAAUCUAAUUGAUAUCUGGUGCUUCUGGCGCGCCUUGCCCUAUUGUCCUUUAGAAUAAGCAACCCUAACGUUAUCCUAAAUUUAGAGGACUAUGUCCUAAGUUUUGAAAUCUUUAUUUACCUUGAGAAG
Fusarium redolens is the source of this 4283-nucleotide messenger RNA. RefSeq names its product CHAT domain-containing protein. Lineage: Eukaryota; Fungi; Ascomycota; Sordariomycetes; Hypocreales; Nectriaceae. The record is from RefSeq and is a predicted model, not a curated record. The transcript has a single exon. Gene Ontology annotation, molecular function: protein binding. The coding region runs from base 111 to 4139 and encodes 1342 amino acids.